Messenger RNA from Dryobates pubescens (Downy woodpecker), 1477 nucleotides. It is a transcript of the gene CYRIA, whose product is annotated as CYFIP related Rac1 interactor A. The transcript has 13 exons. Lineage: Eukaryota; Metazoa; Chordata; Aves; Piciformes; Picidae. Gene Ontology annotation, biological process: regulation of actin filament polymerization. The record is from RefSeq and is a predicted model, not a curated record. Gene Ontology annotation, molecular function: small GTPase binding. The coding region runs from base 251 to 1225 and encodes 324 amino acids.
GUCGGGCUGGGCCGGGCCGGGUUCGGCUGCGUCGCGCAGCUCCGGGGGGUGUUUCUGAGGCGCGGGGGAGACGAAGGGGAUGGAUGAGGGUCCCUUUAGCGGCGAGCGGCAACGGGUGGCUCAGAUUGAAGCUUCAGUCUAAUUAUUGGGAAGGCUUUGGAUCACCCUUAACAAGACAGACAUUGGAUGUUUAGCAUCACAUCUUUGGUUUUUGAAUGUGAAUUGGAACUACUUUAUUUCUAGGAACCAAAUGGGAAAUCUUUUAAAAGUUCUCACUUGCACAGAGCUUGAUCAAGGGCCAAAUUUUUUCCUUGACUUUGAAAACGCACAGCCCACAGAUGGAGAAAGGGAGGUAUGGAAUCAGAUCAGUGCAGUUUUACAGGACUCUGAAAGUAUGCUUACAGACCUUCAGGCUUACAAAGGAGCUGGACAAGAAAUAAGAGAUGCAAUACAAAAUCCCAACGAUAUCCAGUUGCAAGAAAAAGCAUGGAAUUCAGUAUGUCCUCUGGUUGUAAGACUGAAACGCUUUUAUGAGUUUUCACUCAGAUUAGAGAAAGCCCUGCAAAGCUUAUUGGAGUCCUUGACGUGUCCACCUUAUACUCCAACUCAGCACCUGGAACGGGAACAGGCUCUAGCAAAAGAGUUUGCAGAAAUCUUACAUUUUACUCUUCGUUUUGAUGAACUUAAGAUGAGAAACCCAGCAAUUCAGAAUGACUUCAGUUAUUACAGGCGAACAAUAAGUCGCAACAGAAUAAACAACAUGCAUCUAGACAUAGAGAAUGAAGUAAACAAUGAAAUGGCCAAUAGGAUGUCCCUCUUCUAUGCAGAAGCUACACCAAUGCUGAAAACACUCAGUAAUGCAACUACACAUUUUGUAUCAGAAAACAAAACAUUACCAAUUGAAAAUACAACGGACUGUCUAAGUACUAUGGCUAGUGUAUGUAAAGUCAUGUUGGAAACACCAGAGUAUAGAAGUAGAUUCACCAGUGAGGAGACACUUAUGUUCUGCAUGCGAGUAAUGGUGGGAGUUAUUAUUCUGUACGAUCACGUUCAUCCUGUGGGAGCUUUCUCAAAGACGUCAAAGAUUGAUAUGAAAGGAUGCAUAAAAGUUCUAAAGGAGCAACCGCCUGACACUGUGGAAGGUCUUCUGAAUGCUCUCAGGUUCACUACAAAACACCUGAAUGAUGAAUCUACUUCAAAACAAAUUCGAGCUAUGCUGCAGUAGUAUCCUGAGACGAGUAGAUGUUUGUAUUGAUCACAGAUGUGUAUGUUUACAUAAUUUAAUACAGUUUGAUGUUAAUACUUGUGUGUAUUUACAUAACCAUUUUCUUCAUAUUGCUACGAUAUAUGAAUCUCUUCAUAACCUGACUGACUUUAUAUAGUGCAGCCUAAGUUUUGAUGCUAGCCUUUAUCUUCUGACUUUUAAAAUACUUUUUUACUUGCUUUCAACAACUACAGAUUAUCUGUACAUCCUAAA